Molecule: messenger RNA, 789 nt
Organism: Silurus meridionalis
Lineage: Eukaryota; Metazoa; Chordata; Actinopteri; Siluriformes; Siluridae
Gene: fth1a
Product: ferritin, heavy polypeptide 1a
Exons: 5
Coding region: 64-597 (177 amino acids)
Biological process (GO): intracellular iron ion homeostasis; iron ion transport
Cellular component (GO): cytoplasm
Molecular function (GO): ferrous iron binding; ferric iron binding
Source: RefSeq, a predicted model, not a curated record
GUAAAUCAUCUGGUUAAAGCCGUCCUGUAUAGCUGAAGUAAAGAUCUAAGCCGACGAAGAAACAUGAGCUCUCAGGUGAGACAAAAUUUCCACCAGGACUGUGAGGCCGCCAUAAACCGGCAAAUCAACCUUGAGUUGUAUGCCUCCUAUGUCUAUCUGUCUAUGUCUUAUUACUUUGAUAGAGACGACCAGGGGCUGCACAACUUUGCUAAGUUUUUCCGCAAGCAGUCGCAUGAGGAAGGUGAGCAUGCAGACAAACUGAUGAAACUUCAGAACCAGAGGGGUGGAAGAAUCUUCCUGCAGGACAUCAAGAAACCAGAACGUGACGAGUGGGGUAGCGGUGUGGAGGCUCUGGAGUGCUCACUACAGCUGGAGAAGAAUGUCAACCAGUCCCUAUUGGACCUGCAUAAGGUGGCCACUGAUCACAACGACCCUCAUAUGUGUGACUUCAUUGAGACUCACUACUUAGACGAACAGGUAAAAUCCAUCAAGGAGCUUGCUGAUUGGGUCACCAACCUGCGCCGUAUGGGAGCGCCUCAGAAUGGCAUGGCUGAAUAUCUGUUUGAUAAACAUACACUGGGCAGUGAGAGCAGCUAAACCCUCUCCACGCCACCUUGGCUUAUACCAUCUUAUAAUUUUUUUUAUCCCUUCUACCAGAAGUUUUCAGAUUUUAGUUUUGUCCUGCUUUAACACACUUCCUGUUGCUUGUUAUUGUCAUAACAAGUUUACCUGUGUGUGCUGUUUUAUUGCAAAAUUGUAUGCCAAUCAAAUAAACAAAUUGUAUGAUCA